Arabidopsis arenosa is the source of this 710-nucleotide messenger RNA. NCBI's taxonomy places the organism in Eukaryota, Viridiplantae, Streptophyta, Magnoliopsida, Brassicales, Brassicaceae. The record is from the annotation of a GenBank genome assembly.
GGGACUUGGGAGGGAAGAAGAUCUCGUUGCCUCUAAGCCAUGAAUCGUCGUAAUCGUGGCUAUUCUUCUUCUACUUCUAGGGUUUCGAAUACUUAUGGGAAUCGCCAGACCUCUGAUAACCCAAGGACUGGAUCCGGCGGCGGAGCUAGUGAUUCCUUUCGGAGAAGAUCCGAUGCACCACUCAAACGAAACAAUGAUGAAGACGAAUCAAACAAUAAGGAAGGAGAUUCUGCUGACGUUUCCUUCAUCGUAGGAACUUGUUCCUCUAUGUGCCCAGAGAGGGAAAGAGUCACAAGGGAACGCCUGCGUGAUCUUGCAGUGUUUGAGAGGCUUUAUGGAAACCCCUCAAAAUCAUCCACAGAUCUAGCUGUCAAAAAGUUUUGUAGAACUCUUUCAGCAGCGGAUGUUCAGGCAUCAGAUGACAAGGUCUAUUAGACAAGAUCUUAGCAUCCAGAAUUUAGCCAAUGAGAGAGUGAUCUACCUCUACGAGGAAAUGGUUAAAUUUCAUGUCAUAUCUCACAAGAGGCUUCAGAGUUGUAGUGGAAACCGGACUAUAUCUACGAAAAUGAAGCCGAGUUCCGCUCACUCUAUGUGCUGCUUCAUCUCAAUCCCAGUAGUGGAGUGAUGGUUGUUUCUCUGUUUUCUUUACCCUUAAUUGAUUCGUUACCAUGCCACCUUCUUUUUGCCAUUAAUAUAUUUGAGAUUUUGAU